This is a messenger RNA of Ziziphus jujuba (common jujube), 762 nucleotides long. Its product is annotated as HVA22-like protein i. The record is from RefSeq and is a predicted model, not a curated record. NCBI's taxonomy places the organism in Eukaryota, Viridiplantae, Streptophyta, Magnoliopsida, Rosales, Rhamnaceae. The transcript has 5 exons. Bases 182 to 676 code for a protein of 164 amino acids.
CUCUUUGAGGAAGUCACUUCUUGCAUAUAUACUUUCUCUGCCAAAGUGUAGAAGAAUCAAAUUCUCACAAAUAUAUAAUUCUUUUUUUUUUUUUUUUACAUUAAACCUCUUAAGUUGUAACGAAAUUAAAGAAGAAAAAUAUAACAAAGAAAGAUCAAACCAAUUGAAGUGGCAAACGGCAAUGUUGGGACAUUUUCUCUGUCGGGCCAUUCUGAUGGUUUUUGGUUAUGCAUAUCCGGCUUACAAGUGCUUCAAGACCGUGGAGAACGAGCCUCAAACUGAGCAUCUUCGGCUAUGGUGCCAUUACUGGAUCAUAGUUGCUAUCUUUACAGUCCUUGAAAGAAUCAUGGAUGCCUCUGUCCCCUGGUUACCAAUGUAUGCAGAAGCAAAGUUGGCGUUAUUUAUAUAUCUAUUGUCUUCCCAAAUGAAAGGGGCGGAAUAUUUAUAUAAUAGCUUACUAAAACCAUUUCUGGUAGAGCAUGAGGCAGAAAUAGAUAGAAGCAUAAGGGAAGUGAAAGUGAUGGCCGGGGAUGCUAUAGUUCGGUAUUGGGGAAGGUCAUUGACUUUUGCGCAGAUCUGUCUCCUUGAAAGUUUUCGUUAUGUUUCUUCACUCUCUGCCUUGCAAGCUUUUCUUCACCCACCUGCCACCGCAGCCCAAGAUACUAAACAAAACUAGUACUACUUCUCCUCUGCACAUUGAUAUAUGUAUGUAUUAUAUAUAACUAUUCAAUAUAAACCACAUAUAUACAAUGCUAUUACCAA